Molecule: messenger RNA, 1945 nt
Organism: Puntigrus tetrazona (Sumatra barb)
Lineage: Eukaryota; Metazoa; Chordata; Actinopteri; Cypriniformes; Cyprinidae
Gene: hmbsa
Product: hydroxymethylbilane synthase a
Exons: 14
Coding region: 181-1275 (364 amino acids)
Biological process (GO): heme biosynthetic process
Cellular component (GO): cytoplasm
Molecular function (GO): hydroxymethylbilane synthase activity
Source: RefSeq, a predicted model, not a curated record
CGUGUUCUUGGUAGACGGAAGUAUCGCUCCCGUCUAGGUCACGCAAAAAUCGGGUCACGAGUUUGAGGUAGCUGUUGGGAAUUCUCGAAACCAUCCGUUCAACCAAAACAACUGUGCAAAUGAGUGAAAAAUCCUGACGAUAUAGGUCGGGGAACAGAUCGUUCCACUUUAACAGCGGAGAUGUCUGGGAACGUUAGUGCUUCUCAAGAAGGAAAUGGCAAUGUCAGUCGGGUUAUUCGCAUGGGAACAAGGAAGAGCCAGGCUGUGUGUGUCUCUCAGCUGGCUCGCAUUCAGACAGACAGCGUGGCCGGCACCCUGAAAGAGCUUUAUCCAGAUGUUCAUCUAGAAAUAGUUGCCAUGUCUACAAUUGGGGACAAAAUCCUGGACACCGCAUUAUCAAAGAUUGGCGAAAAGAGCCUCUUUACCAAAGAGCUGGAGAAUGCACUCGAGAGGAAUGAAGUGGAUAUUGUGGUGCACUCUCUUAAGGAUUUACCUACCUCAUUGCCUCCUGGAUUCACUAUUGGAGCCAUUCUUCAGAGAGAAAAUCCCCAUGAUGCAGUGGUGCUUCAUCCAAAGAAUGCUGGACUUACCCUAGACAGCUUGCCAGAGAAGAGUGUGAUUGGCACAAGUUCACUUCGAAGAGCAGCUCAGCUGAAGAAACGAUUCCCUCAACUAGAGUUUGAAAAUAUUAGAGGGAACCUAAACACCCGUCUGAAGAAGCUGGAUGAAAAGGAUGACUACGCUGCCAUUAUUCUGGCUGCAGCGGGCCUUAAACGUAUGGGAUGGGAAAGCAGAAUCAGUCAGAUUCUGGGCCCCGAAGAUUGCAUGUAUGCUGUUGGGCAAGGAGCACUGGCAGUGGAAGUCAGAGCACAAGAUAAAGACAUCCUGGAAAUGGUGUCUGUCUUGCACCAUCCAGACACAGUGCUGCGGUGCAUCUCAGAGAGAGCUUUCCUCAAGCAGCUUGAAGGAGGCUGCAGUGUGCCCGUUGCUGUGCAUACAGAAGUGAAAGGGUCCAUGCUAUAUUUGACUGGAGCAGUUUAUAGUUUGGAUGGAGCUGAUUGCUUGAAGGACACUAUGCAAACGGUUGUGGAAAUCAGCAACAAAGUGAGCGAGAGUGCACAGGAGUGUGUACACGUUGGAGUCACUGCCAACAACGUAUCAUCGUCGGCCCUUGAUGCUGCGGAGAACCUGGGAAUGGAUCUGGCAAAUGCUCUCCUUAACAAGGGGGCCAAAGACAUUCUCACAACUGCCAGGAAACUAAAUGAUGCUCGCUAGCUGGCUUUUACACUUUGUGCACUGGAGUAUUAGGCCUAAUUUUGGAACCUUUGACAUGCUGUUAACUUAACUUAAACUGUACACCUCAACUAUAUGCUCUGUAGCUGAAUCUCUAGAGCUUAAAUACAACCUUGAUUGGCUGUGUAAUCUGUGACUAAAAACAACUUCAGAUACUAUACCUCAGUGCCUCAGUUUAACAAUGUGGCAGCUUUAGGUUUUUUUCUCAGCUGCAUACACAAGACAUUUCUACUGUUGUGACUAUUGUAUUGUCUCAGGCACCGAUUUCUGGAAGAAUUCAUGCUUCCACUUAUGAUGUCAGACUGCUGUCUUCAUCUAUGAACCACUUGAAAAGGAGUUACUUUUCAUAUAUUGCCAUUGUUUUUAAUGUAGAACUGAAUAUAUUUGAUAUGCAAGGCAUUUUUAUUUAACAGCAUAUCCUCAGUUUUUAAAACAUACCAUGCCUUUUUAAAUACAGAGUAUCUAUUGAUGAGAAACCAAGAGUUUGAAUUUGGAAAAAAGAAAAUUAAGAAAUUACUUGGUUUUAUAUUUAUGCCGUAGUUUUCAUCCCACAAUGUGCCUUUAAGGUUUUAAUUAACCAAUCAAUUGUUUCUAGAAUGUUAACUUCUGCAAUUAUCAAAAAUAAACUGAUCCCAUUAUUCCCUUCCCUCCA